Messenger RNA from Pocillopora meandrina, 989 nucleotides. The record is from the annotation of a GenBank genome assembly. Lineage: Eukaryota; Metazoa; Cnidaria; Anthozoa; Scleractinia; Pocilloporidae.
AUACGGAGGCUCUGUUGGCUGCAUUUGUAAUUGGAAAUAAAAGCUGAUAACUAAAGCACAAAAGCGCACAGAAUCACUGAUCGGUUCAUCUUUGCACGUUCGCUCUUGCAGAAGGGACACAAUGGAUUGGCAAAGAGUUUUGCUUAUAGUGGGGAUUUGUGUAAUUGUAAGUUCUUACCUUGAAGAAGGAGUGGAAGCUCUUAAUAUAAGAAUAGGACGAAGAAGAUCGAGUGGAAAGAGGGAUUCAUGGAUAGAGAAGAAUGAAAUUCGUCCCUUACAGAACUCUCAACGGAGAGAGGAAAUGCUGAAGGUAACAUCUGGUUCAAAAUAAAAAAAUAUAUAUCUUUGGAAAAAGACAAGAUAUAUUUCAAGUAAUGCCUCCAAAAGUAAACAGAAAUGUUUCGAAAUUGUGAUUUUUCUUUCUUCUUGAUGCCAAUCGAUGUGUAGUCGAUAGCUUUUAGUUGUCAAGGUGGAUGUAUUUCCUUACAUUAGAAAUUUGAGUGAAGGGAGAAUCAUUAUCCUGAGACGUACCGGUAAACUCAAGCCCCCCAAAAAAUAGGACGUUUUUAUAUCUCUUAGGAAAAAUAUAGAAAAAUUCUAAAAUCUUUCCAAAUGCGAUAAAAAAUUCUUAGAUUUAGUGCCUCUACCAGAGGGUGGGCAAUUUAACGCAUGAAAACAUUACUUUGAGCAGGUUACCAUUAUGUUUCCUCGUAAUUGUGAUUUAUGACCAUCCUUCUCAUUUCGUUUCCUUUUUACAAUUUGUGGAUAGAUGUAUGAGACAAGCUUUGCGGAGGACGAUAUGCCGUCAGUAGAAGAAAACCGAUUACAAGGACAGUUUUAACUGGAAGAGCAUAGAAUUGCCUCUUGAACAAAGAAAACACCGUACAAGUUAACUCUUAUCUCACGACCAUAAUAGAUAAUAUGAUUAUAAGUCUGUACUAGUAUUCAAUAGUAAACAAGAAAUAAGGAAUAAAAAAAAUCUUGAAGUU